AUGCAUAUUUUUAUAGAUGAUAUAGUAAGUGCUCAGCUACACAAUCCGUUAUCACAUUAUGUCGAGGGACGUCUCGGUAACAGAAAAAUUUGGUGGUGUCCAUCAGGAUAUGGAUAUUUAGCCUAUUGUCCACAACCAACAGACUGGGAUAGCUACAAUUGGUGUUGUACUUGGCCAUAUUUAGGCUCGUGGAAACCAUCCUGCUGUCCAUUUGCUGUUCCAACCGGCGCAUUAAUCGCUAUAAUUAUUGCUUCCAUUGUUUUGGUUGCUUUACUGAUUUUUCUGUCCUGUUGGUGUUGUUUCUGCUGUCCACUGUACAAACAACUCUAUGAUACCGAUGAGAAAGAUUAUGAUGCAAGGCGUUGA
Acanthocheilonema viteae is the source of this 366-nucleotide messenger RNA. NCBI's taxonomy places the organism in Eukaryota, Metazoa, Nematoda, Chromadorea, Rhabditida, Onchocercidae. The record is from the annotation of a GenBank genome assembly.